GAAUCAGCGAAUCCCUCCAGAUCCCUGGCUUGUCGCCUCACCUUUCUCCUAACCAUCUCUUCCGCCAAAAACCAUGGCCUCCCUCUCGAUUCUCAAUCCAUCACCAAUCUUCUCAACAACAAACACACCUCCAUUGACCAACGUCCUCCUCUUUUGUCAAUUCAACUCAAAAUCAUUCAACCUCUGGUCAAAAUUUCGUGGGUUCAUCAUCUUCAAGACUUAUCCCCAAUCCCCAUUUCGCAACCUAAAACCUGAAUAAUUCGAACAAACAGAAACACGGUGAUUGAUUCCCUAUUCCUCCCCAAACUAAUUCCUCGUUUUUUGUUUCCCGGGAAAAGAAGUCAUGAUUCCGAUUGCAGUAUGCACGAGAAGAUGAAUGGAGAGAAGAGGGCAAUCACCUCUUCGAUCGGAUGUUUGAUCCUCAUUCUCGUUGUUUCGGGUUAUCUGCCACGCUGUGUUCGUUGUCAAGACGACCCCUAUGAUCCUCCUGCGAACAAUAAACGACCUAGAAUUGCCCCAUUGUUUUCAAAUUUCCUUUCUCAACAAUUCAACAAGUCGAUUAGGAGAUACAAAACUUCAAUCCAAAGAACCCUACACUAUUGCACUGAAGAUGUGGACAAAGACAUAAACGGAGCUUUCAACUUCGAAGGCAAAGACCAAUUCUUCACAAAUUGUCAAGUGAAGUUCAAAGAUCUUGCAAAGAGAUUAUGUACAGCAGCUGAACUUAGAGUAUACUUCACAAGUUUUAUAAAAGAAGUCGAUGAUUCCACAAAAAGCAUUUCACAAGCUCAUUUCUUGGACCCUAACAGAAACUGUAAUCUGACAUCAUGGACAAGAGGAUGUGAGGCAGGAUGGGCUAGCGCUGUAAAUCCAGGCCAGAAAUAUGAAUUCAAUGAGACAGAUCCACGUAAAAUCCCUUUCAGAACAGAUAACAGUCAACCAUGUUGUGAAGGGUUUUUCUGUCCUCAAGGUCUCACUUGCAUGAUACCAUGCCCUUUGGGUGCAUAUUGUCCUGUUGCAAAGCUGAAUAAAAAAAGUGGAAUUUGUGAUCCAUACCACUACCAACAACCUGCAGGAAAGCCAAAUUACACUUGUGGAGCGGCUGAUAUGUGGGGUCCUGUACAGAUGGGUAGUGACAUGUUUUGUGCGCCAGGGCAUUAUUGUCCAACGACAAUUAAGGAAAUCCCUUGCCCCAAAGGGCGUUACUGCAGGAUGGGCUCUGUUAAAAGCAAGCUUUGUUUUGCUGGAUCAAGGUGUGAGAAAGAGACAAAUAUUCCAAGCAUGAAGGCUUUCGGAAUCAUGCUCAUUGUUUUGUUGACGGCUAUACUAAUUAUCGUGUAUAAUUGCUCAGACCAACUCAUGUCAACUCGCUACAAAAAACAGGCAAAAUCCCGAGAAGCAGCAGCGAAACACGUUCGAGAAACAGUUCAAGCGAGAGAAAGAUGGCAAGCUGCAAAAGAAAUGGCCAAAUCCUCAGAUUUAUUAGGGUUACAACAACAGCUGUCAAAAACCAUUUCAAGAAGAACAAGUGCAAGACACGAUUCAAAACCGAAAAUCCCCAAUCCCUUUUCAAUCGGAAGUAAAAAGGAAACAACGAAACUCACCGAAAUGUUGGAGUCGAUGGACGAUGGAUCCAGCAACAACAAUGACGACAACAGUUGGUUCGGUUUGGAAGAUGCGACGAAGAAAAAGGGGAAAACGAAGAAAGAUCUUCACACGAAAAGCAAAAUAUAUAAAUACGCGUAUGGUCAAAUCGAGAAGGAGAAGCAAAUGGAGGAGAUGAAUAAGAACAUGACGUUUUCGGGAUUGCUUUCCAUGGCACAACGGAAAGGUGAUGAUAUCAGGAAAAGACCUCGGAUUGAGAUUGCUUUCCAGGAGUUGACUUUGACUCUGAAAGGGAAACAGAGAUAUAUUAUGAGAUCUGUUAGUGGCAAAAUUAUGCCGGGGAGAAUAUCUGCAGUCAUGGGUCCUUCCGGCGCCGGAAAAACCACCUUCCUCUCUGCUCUCACCGGAAAGAUAACUGGAUGCACCAUGUCGGGGAUGAUUCUGGUCAACGGAAAAAACGAAUCCAUUCAUUCUUACAAGAAAAUCGUCGGUUUUGUCCCCCAAGAUGACAUCGUUCAUGGCGAUUUGACAGUGGAAGAGAAUCUCCGAUUCAGUGCUCGCUGUAGACUAUCCGCUGACUUGCCAAAACAUGAUAAAGUUCUUAUAAUCGAAAGAGUAAUCGAGUCAUUAGGACUCCAGGGAAUACGCAAUUCCACAGUUGGAACAGUGGAAAAGAGAGGGAUUUCCGGAGGACAAAAGAAACGAGUAAACGUCGGAUUGGAAAUGGUGAUGGAACCCUCGUUGUUGAUAUUAGACGAACCGACAUCCGGUCUCGAUAGUUCAUCUUCCAGUUUGCUUCUUAGAGCUCUUCGUCGUGAAGCUCUUGAAGGUGUUAACAUCAGCAUGGUCGUUCACCAACCAAGUUACUCGUUGUACAAGAUGUUUGACGACUUGAUACUUCUGGCGAAAGGCGGAAUUACAGUCUACCAUGGACCUGUGAAAAAGGUGGAAGAGUAUUUCGCAGGGUUAGGGAUUACGAUACCGGAGCGUGUAAAUACACCAGAUUAUUUAAUCGAUAUUCUCGAAGGUAUGAUAAAGCCAAACGGCGGCGUGACAGCUCAGCAACUUCCGGUAAGAUGGAUGCUUCAUAACGGAUACAGAGUACCCCCUGAUAUGUUACAUCUCUGCGAUCAAAGUUCUUCUUCUUCACUUCCACCUUCAAAUCCCGAAGCCAAAACCAGUGAAAUCCAGCGAGAUGUUCCAACGUAUAAUUUCUUCAGAACUCCAGAUUUAUCCGGCAGAGUAACUCCCGGAGUUUUAACGCAGUAUAAGUAUUACCUCGAAAGGGUUUUCCGGCAACGAUUACGUGAGGGAAGAGUACAAGCUGCAGAUUAUCUGAUUCUUUUGCUGGCGGGAACAUGCUUAGGAACAAUGGCGAAAGUGACAGACGACACAUUCGGUGCUACUGGUUAUCAGUACACAGUCAUUGCUGUAUCACUGUUAUGCAUGAUUGGAGCUUUGAGAACAUUUUCACUGGAUAAACUACAGUAUAAAAGGGAAAGCUCUAGUGGGAUGAACAGUUUAUCGUAUUUUCUAUCAAAAGAUACAAUGGACCAUAUAAAUACAGUGAUGAAGCCUUUAGUUUAUCUUUGUUUAUUCUAUUUCUUCAACUAUCCAAGAUCAAGCUUCGGGUCAAAUUAUAUAGUUUUGGUCUGCCUUGUUUAUUGUGUAACCGGCAUAGCCUAUACCCUCGCCAUCUCCCUCCAGUUUAGUCAAGCCCAAUUGUGGUCUGUGCUUCUUCCUGUUGUUCUAACCCUAAUCGCGAAUCAGAGCAAAAAUUCUGCUGUUUCGGUUAUAACACCAUUUGUGUUUCCAAAAUGGGCUUUGGAAGCUUUUAUUAUUGCAAAUGCAAAAGAGUACAAUGGUGUGUGGUUGAUGACGCGAUGUGCUGCAUUGAAGCAUUAUGAUUAUGAUAUUCAUAACUCGAACAAAUGUUUAUGUUUACUUAUUGCUACUGGUUUAGGUACACGUAUUAUAGCUUUCACUUGUUUGCUUACUAGACAGAGAUAGCCGAAAAAACCUUUGUAAUUUGUACAAUCCUUCUUUUCACAUUUUUUUUUUUUUUUAAAUAGAUACAUGAUUGAAACGAAUAUCAUACUAAGAGUAGAACCCAUUUUAUGAGUUAACCUCUAUGUUGACGACUUGGGAUUGAUGGAUUUCUUGUAAUCUGAUUAAAAUUUGGGUCAUUUUAGGUCUUCUUUCAGGUGAAAUGUGAGUACAAUCAAGUGCUAACUCAGCAAGCUUCAACAUAUCUUCAUGCCUUUCUUUUUCUCCUAAUAUUUCCAAGUCAAAUAUGUCCAUUGACCAGUCGCUAUUCAAAACACCUCUAACCCAAUCUAAAAGAUCCUCCUGGUUAUUAUUAUCAUUAUCCCCUGGUACUUUCCCUGUAAUCACCUCCAAUAGCAAAACCCCAAAACAAUAAACAUCAGCUUUGUUUGUCAUCUUCUUCCCUUCCACAAACUCGGGACACUUCCCGAUCGCAAGUUUCUCAGAUGAUCUUUGCGAGGGUAAAAGUGGAAAGUAGCCAUAAUCCGUGAGCUUGGCUUGUACGCUUUCGGUUUCUUCUGUAAAGUUGAUAAGUACAUUUGACGAUUUUAGGUUUCCAUGAGCCACCUUUUGUGAAGAUAGAGAUUGUUCCAAGAAAAUUAAACCCUUUGCAACAUCCAUCAUGAUUUCUACCCUUGUUGUCCAUUCAAGUGGUACCCUCGCAAACCCUCGAUUUUCUACACAUUUCAACAACUAUCAGAUAGAGUUAUAUAAACAGAUAGAUAGACAGACAGAUAGAUAGAUACGAACCAUGUAAUAACUCGAAUAGGCUUCCAUUUUGGAUGAAUUCGUGAAUGAUUAGCUUUUCUUCUUUGGAGUAGUAAAAGGAAACAACCUCUACUAGGUUUUGAUGCUUUAACUUUCCGAGUAUUUGCAUUUGUUGUAUGAAUUCCUUUUUGCUCAAGGAAUUCAUCUCUUUCAUUCUUUUUACAGCAACAACCAUACCCGAUUCCAAUGUCGCCUUGUAGGUGGUGCCUAGUUUUCCAUUCCCGAGUACUUCAGCUGAUGACCUCAGCAAAUCAUCCAAGUCAAAAACCGGCU
Messenger RNA from Lactuca sativa (garden lettuce), 4692 nucleotides. Its product is annotated as putative white-brown complex homolog protein 30. Lineage: Eukaryota; Viridiplantae; Streptophyta; Magnoliopsida; Asterales; Asteraceae. Gene Ontology annotation, cellular component: membrane. The record is from RefSeq and is a predicted model, not a curated record. Gene Ontology annotation, biological process: transmembrane transport. Gene Ontology annotation, molecular function: ABC-type transporter activity; ATP hydrolysis activity; ATP binding.